Messenger RNA from Penicillium bovifimosum, 2412 nucleotides. It is a transcript of the gene pabA, whose product is annotated as aminodeoxychorismate synthase pabA. NCBI's taxonomy places the organism in Eukaryota, Fungi, Ascomycota, Eurotiomycetes, Eurotiales, Aspergillaceae. Gene Ontology annotation, biological process: L-tryptophan biosynthetic process. The record is from RefSeq and is a predicted model, not a curated record. The transcript has a single exon. Bases 1 to 2412 code for a protein of 803 amino acids.
AUGGCACCAAUGUUAGAUCAUUGGGAUGCUUCAAGCAGCCAGAACAUACUUCCAAAUUCUGCUCGGGGCUCCUCACCCAAGAGCAUUCUUUAUGUCGAUGCCUAUGACUCAUUCUCCUACAAUGUGGUCGCCAUGCUGGAGGAAACCCUCGACGCCAAAGUCACGGUCAUUACCAUUGACUCAGAAUGGCCGGAGUCGAACAUGACCGAAUUCCUCCAGCACUACGAGGCCAUUGUUCUUGGGCCAGGACCAGGAGACCCGAACGUGCCUUCAGAUGUUGGCAUCAUGAGAGACAUCUGGAAUCUGAAAGACUCGAAUCUCCUGCCAGUUUUCGGUAUCUGCUUGGGCUUCCAAAGCCUUUGUCUUCACCACGGUGUUCCGAUCGAGCGUCUUCCGUACCCGCUUCAUGGUCAGAUUCAUAAGAUUUCCACGUCAUCCACGGAUAUCUUUGAACGCCUGUCGGAGGUAGAGGUGACCCUUUACCAUUCACUGUAUGCCAAUGCAGCGGCUGGGACAUCGCCUGAACUCGAGUACCUGGCCUGGUUGUCUCUAAAAGAUCGCCCGGAUGCACAGAUACCUAUGGCAGUCCGUCACCUUAAUAAACCAUUCUGGGGCGUCCAAUUCCACCCGGAGUCCUGCAAAUCAGAAAUUAAUGCCUGCAAGGCACUUCUCACGAACUGGUGGAAGAUGGCUUUGUCAUUCAACAAAAUCACUGGACGUGGUGGAUAUUCUCCUCUCCCGGAGACAGUCAUCAGCCCUCACACAGCGCCUAGUUCGUUUCCUGAUGCUGCGUACGAAAUGCUCAAGUGGAGCAAGUCAACUUCCAGAUCUUCACUUUCUCGAUCUUUUGAACGAGUUGGCUUGUCCGCUGAGUCUAUCAGUGAAUUGUUCAACGAACCAGGCUCGCCGACUGUCUUGUUUCAAUCUAAUGGCCGAUACAGCAUUGCCUCGGUCCCGAGUCCUGGCUCAUGGCGACUAGAAUACAAUGUUGAGACACAUAAGCUUCGCUUGAUCCAGCUCAAUGGCGAUCGCGAAGAGGUCAAUGAUUGUAUUACCGUUGUUCAAUUGUGGGAUGCGUUGCGGUAUCUGAUGGAAAUGAAGAAGGUCGACUCUGGCAACUCUCAGGUGCCAUUCUGGGGUGGCUUUUUGGGGUAUUUCUCUUAUGAGCUGGGCCUUACUUGUCUUCCGCACCACAGCUCCGCGCAGGCUGCUGAGCAACCGAAGCCCACUGAGAAUUCCUCAUCUCAUUCUCCUUUCGCAGAACCACCUGAUGUUAGCCUUCUGUGGUGUGAAAGAAGCAUCGUUGUUGACAACGCUACUGGUCAUGUUGUCAUCCAAUCCACUCGCCAAGAUGAUUCUGGCUGGCUUGACGAGACACUGCGCCAGCUGCAAGAUCUUGCGGACGGUGGCCAUGGUUCAUCUGCAGAUCAAUACUUGGACUCAAUCCUUAGGGAAAGCAAGAUUCAGUUCCCCGAAGAACAGAAGUACAAGCAAGAGAUCGAGUCUUGCAAAGCAGAACUGGCAGCAGGUGAAUCUUACGAGUUGUGUCUAACGUCCGAAACAUCAAUCACUUUGCCUAUUCCACAGGUGGAAUCAGAGCGCCUCAUGUUCCCCUGGAAGCUCUACAGACGACUCAAAACAUACAACCCAGCUGCGUUCAGCGCGUUCGCAGAUUUGGGCGAUACGAAGAUCGCCAGCAGCAGCCCAGAAUGUUUCCUGAACUGGGACCGCGAAUCAACACUGGAAAUGAAGCCAAUGAAAGGCACAGUCCGAAAGUCACCAGACAUGACCAUGGAGAAAGCCUGCGAGAUCCUCAGCUCCACAAAAGAGAUGGCAGAGAACCUCAUGAUCGCAGAUCUAAUCCGCCAUGAUCUAUACGGUAUCUGCGGAUCAGGCGGCGUCCAUGUCGAGAAGCUAUUGGAAGUUGCAGAUUACGGCCGUGUCUACUCAAUGAUCACCCACAUCAAGGGCAAGGUCCGCCCCAACCACCCGGGCUUCGCCGUGCGACACAUGUCUCAUCUGAACACCCCCAACAUGUCCGUCCACGGUCUGACCACCCUCCAGCGCUGUCUUCCGCCGGGCUCCAUGACCGGUGCACCCAAGGAACGCUCCUGCAUGCACCUGCGCACAAUUGAGAAUCGCAAGCGCAGCAUCUACUCUGGUGUUAUGGGAUUCCUUGACCUUGGCGGAGGUGGAAGCUUCUCGGUUCUGAUCCGCUCGGCAUUCACUUGCUCUGGGGGUCGGGACGAAAUUGAGAAAGGGCAGCAGACCUGGCGAAUCGGCGCUGGUGGAGCUAUUACUACACUCAGCACUGCGGAGGGGGAAUGGGAUGAGAUGUUGACUAAACUUCGUGUGGUUUGCAAUGUCUUCAGGCCGCUUGACGCAGGCGGAAAAUCCGACGCCAGCUCUUAG